Gryllus bimaculatus (two-spotted cricket) is the source of this 474-nucleotide messenger RNA. The record is from the annotation of a GenBank genome assembly. NCBI's taxonomy places the organism in Eukaryota, Metazoa, Arthropoda, Insecta, Orthoptera, Gryllidae.
CCCUGUUCCUUAUCAGCGUCCGCCUGCGGCGAGGAGUUGCCAUCUUUGUCUCCACACGAGUGGUUCUCGUGGGAGCCACCGCUUCGCGCCUUGGGCCCCCUUCUCUUGCCUACCUUAUUUUCGACAAUUCUGCAGGGACUUCCGGGUCUGCUUGGAAGUAAAGGAGAUACGGGAUUUCCAGGAAGAGAUGGUUUACCUGGUCCCCCUGGGAUGCCUGGACUUCCAGGACCAAAGGGUAACACGGGUUACCGUGGACCCCCAGGGUUUCCCGGAAUGAAAGGAGAACCCGGCAUAUGCACUGUGGACCCCAGCUCCGGCCAUUGCGUCGGGCUGGUAGGGCCCCCUGGCCCUAAGGGCGAACGCGGCUUCCCGGGUGAAAGGCUCAAAGGAGAGAUGGGCUUCAAAGGGGAAAAGGGAGAGCCGGGAGAUGGAUGGCUUCACCGGCCUAGGAGAGAUGGCGGAGAUGCAACGAAC